Molecule: messenger RNA, 3220 nt
Organism: Condylura cristata (star-nosed mole)
Lineage: Eukaryota; Metazoa; Chordata; Mammalia; Eulipotyphla; Talpidae
Gene: SEC23B
Product: Sec23 homolog B (S. cerevisiae)
Exons: 20
Coding region: 551-2854 (767 amino acids)
Biological process (GO): COPII-coated vesicle cargo loading; endoplasmic reticulum to Golgi vesicle-mediated transport; intracellular protein transport
Cellular component (GO): COPII vesicle coat; endoplasmic reticulum exit site
Molecular function (GO): GTPase activator activity; zinc ion binding
Source: RefSeq, a predicted model, not a curated record
GGAUUCUUGCGCGUGCGUCCUUAGGUUUCCGGGAACAUGCUCCCUCCGUCCGCCCUUCUCGCACGCACAUUUCCUUCCGGUUAGUUUCCGGUUAGCUACCUUCUUCCAGGGCUACACGUCAUCGUUCACGCUUCCCGGUUACUAAGGCAAUGAAAGGGGCUUCCCACUGCGGUAGUCAUAUUAGACUAGGGCGAAAGCCCGAGUUGUGCUGGCUGCCGCUUGGCAACAGUUCUGCCAUUUCCGGGGUUUUUGAGUAAUAAACAUUUAGAGGUGAACUUCGAUAAUCGUGAAUCCCGAUCAGCUGAGGUUUUGAAGAGUGAGUCACGACUUCCUUGCCCUGUUUCAAGAUGGCGGUGCGGCUUCUCUGAGUAUCGAGCUUCCUCUCAUCUGCCGGAGAGACGCUCUUUGAUUGGUCAGCGAACAGGGCCGUGGCUGACGCACAGCGGCGCCGACCAAUCGGCGGAGAGCUGAGUUGGACUUGGCGGUGGGAACCGGAGCUGAGUCUUGCCGCGGUGGGUACGGAGGACUGCGACCAGUUCCUUUUUAGACAAUGGCAACAUAUCUGGAGUUCAUUCAGCAGAAUGAAGAACGGGAUGGUGUGCGGUUUAGUUGGAAUGUGUGGCCUUCCAGCCGACUGGAAGCUACGAGAAUGGUGGUUCCCCUGGCUUGUCUCCUCACUCCUUUAAAGGAACGUCCAGAUCUGCCUCCUGUACAGUAUGAGCCUGUGCUUUGCAGCAGGCCAACCUGCAAAGCCAUCCUCAAUCCACUUUGUCAGGUUGAUUAUCGAGCAAAACUUUGGGCAUGUAAUUUCUGUUUUCAAAGAAAUCAGUUCCCUCCAGCUUAUGCAGGCAUAUCUGAGGUGAAUCAGCCUGCUGAAUUGAUGCCCCAGUUUUCUACAAUUGAGUACAUGAUACAGCGAGGUGCUCAGUCCCCUCUGAUCUUCCUUUAUGUGGUUGACACAUGCCUGGAAGAAGAUGAUCUUCAAGCACUCAAAGAAUCCCUCCAAAUGUCCCUGAGUCUCCUUCCUCCUGAUGCUCUGGUGGGUUUGAUCACAUUUGGGAGGAUGGUGCAAGUUCACGAACUCAGCUGUGAAGGAAUCUCCAAAAGUUAUGUCUUCCGAGGGACCAAGGAUUUAACUGCAAAACAAAUACAGGACAUGUUGGGCCUGACCAAAACUGCCAUUCCCAUGCAGCAAGCAAGACCCGCUCAGUCACAGGAGCACCCUUUUGCUUCAAGCAGAUUUCUACAGCCUAUUCAUAAGAUUGACAUGAACCUCACUGAUCUUCUUGGGGAGCUGCAGAGGGACCCAUGGCCUGUAACUCAGGGGAAGAGACCUUUGCGAUCCACCGGUGUUGCUUUGUCCAUUGCUGUUGGCUUGUUGGAGGGUACCUUCCCAAACACAGGAGCCAGGAUUAUGUUGUUUACUGGGGGUCCCCCUACCCAAGGGCCUGGCAUGGUGGUUGGAGAUGAAUUAAAGGUUCCUAUUCGUUCCUGGCAUGAUAUUGAGAAAGACAAUGCACGUUUCAUGAAAAAGGCAACCAAGCACUAUGAGAUGCUUGCUAAUCGAGCGGCUACUAAUGGUCACUGCAUUGAUAUUUAUGCUUGCGCCUUGGAUCAAACUGGACUUUUGGAGAUGAAGUGUUGUACAAAUCUGACUGGUGGUCACAUGGUGAUGGGAGAUUCUUUCAACACUUCUCUCUUCAAGCAGACAUUCCAAAGAAUUUUUAGUAAAGAUUUUAAUGGAGAUUUCCGAAUGGCUUUUGGUGCUACCUUGGAAGUAAAGACCUCCAGGGAACUGAAGAUUGCAGGAGCCAUUGGACCUUGUGUAUCUCUGAAUGUUAAAGGACCUUGUGUAUCAGAAAAUGAGCUUGGUAUUGGUGGCACGAGUCAGUGGAAAAUCUGUGGCUUGGAUCCCACGUCUACACUUGGCAUCUACUUUGAAGUAGUUAAUCAGCACAACACCCCAGUCCCCCAAGGAGGCAGAGGCGCCAUCCAGUUCGUCACUCAGUAUCAGCACUCCAGCACGCAGAGACGCAUCCGCGUGACCACCAUUGCCCGAAAUUGGGCAGAUGCACAGAGUCAGCUCAGGCACAUAGAAGCAGCCUUUGACCAGGAGGCCGCAGCAGUCCUGAUGGCACGGCUGGGAGUGUUCAGAGCGGAGUCGGAGGAGGGGCCCGAUGUGCUCCGGUGGCUGGACCGACAACUCAUCCGACUGUGUCAGAAGUUUGGACAGUAUAAUAAAGAAGACCCCACUUCAUUUAGAUUAUCAGAUUCCUUCUCUCUGUAUCCUCAGUUCAUGUUCCAUCUUAGAAGAUCUCCAUUUCUUCAAGUGUUCAACAACAGUCCCGAUGAGUCAUCAUACUACAGACACCAUUUUGCCCGACAGGAUCUAACUCAGUCCCUCAUCAUGAUACAGCCCAUUCUCUACUCCUACUCCUUCCAUGGACCCCCAGAGCCAGUGCUCUUGGACAGCAGCAGCAUUUUAGCUGACAGAAUUUUGCUGAUGGAUACUUUCUUCCAGAUUGUCAUUUAUCUUGGUGAGACCAUAGCUCAGUGGCGUAAAGCUGGCUACCAGGAUAUGCCCGAGUAUGAAAACUUCAAGCACCUCCUGCAGGCACCGCUGGAUGAUGCUCAGGAAAUUCUGCAAGCGCGUUUCCCAAUGCCUCGUUACAUUAACACGGAGCAUGGAGGCAGUCAGGCUCGUUUCCUCUUGUCUAAAGUGAACCCAUCUCAGACUCACAAUAACCUGUAUGCUUGGGGACAGGAAACUGGAGCGCCCAUCCUAACUGAUGAUGUCAGCCUGCAAGUCUUUAUGGAUCAUUUGAAGAAGCUUGCUGUCUCCAGUGCCAGUUAAACUGAGGACAUGAACUGGAGAAGAAAACACUGUCGGAUUGUGCUCAGACUUGCUUAUUAAGGCUUAAUAACAUUCCUUUCACUUUUUCUGGUGGGUUUUAAUAAUAAAAUACUGUAUGUAAGUCUUUAGAUUAUAAUUUAUUUGUAUCCCUUAUCUUUACCCAUUUCUUGAACCAUAAAAUUUAAGGUCACAAAUGUUUUGGUACUUGUAGAUGUUUACAUGCUUUUUGUAUACUAACUUCAGUCUAUAUAAAAUCAGAGGUGAUGUAUUUUGGCAACAUACUUAAAUGAAAUCAUAAUGACCUGAAAGGAAAUAAACCUGAAUGAAGAAAGCACUGGCUAAAGUAAUGUUAAUACAAAUGUGAUU